Messenger RNA from Acyrthosiphon pisum (pea aphid), 2011 nucleotides. Its product is annotated as helix-loop-helix protein 2. Gene Ontology annotation, biological process: regulation of transcription by RNA polymerase II; developmental process. NCBI's taxonomy places the organism in Eukaryota, Metazoa, Arthropoda, Insecta, Hemiptera, Aphididae. Gene Ontology annotation, molecular function: RNA polymerase II transcription regulatory region sequence-specific DNA binding; protein dimerization activity; DNA-binding transcription factor activity, RNA polymerase II-specific. The coding region runs from base 562 to 1188 and encodes 208 amino acids. The record is from RefSeq and is a predicted model, not a curated record. The transcript has 4 exons.
ACUUAACCGACGCUCUUUGUGUGUAGGGUCGGAAUCCCUGUGGCAAACUCGCACGACACACACACUGGCAAAUACACACGCACUCGCACACACACACAUAUGCGCACACAUACUUACACACAAACGCACGCACACAAACACAGCCCUCUAUAGGCCCUCUCCAUUGUGCGCCGCCCAGACCUUUAGGCGGCUUUGCAUGGUACCUCCAACAUCCCCGUUUGUGCGUGUGUAUGUGUGUGUGUGCAACGACGACGGUGGUGGAAGCGUACAAAAAAAAAACUGGUUUAAAACACAAAAGGUUAUACCUAUGUGUGUGCCUGCGUAUACCUGGAGCGCGAUGUUUAUACGAUAAAUGCGAUCUCAAAAUUCUCCGGAGCCCAAAUACCUAUUUUCCGUUCGUAUGCGAUCCAGUUUCGUACCGGCCACCAUAUUGUCCGCCGGUACGUUUACCUAGUUCGUUUCCGAGCGCGUGUUCGUGUAUUUAAACCGGAGAAAAACGAUUUCCUCGGCGUGUUUAUAGGUACAUAUAAUAUAUAUAUAUCACUGCUGUAAUUCGCAAUUAUGGAGACUUCAAGUCCGCCGUCACCGACUGAUUCUUCUAGUCAACAACUGGAAGCGUUCGCUCACAACAACAAGGAAGAAUGGCUAUCGGACUCAGACAGUCAAAACACGAUUAUUUGCAGCACGACCAGCUCGUCGCCCGGACCCUCGUUGACGUCCACGUCCACUGGCGGUGGCCAGAAGGUCGGUUCGUCCAAAGCCAAGCAGGGCAGUCGGUCCAAAGACACACCGGCCGGACAGAAGCCCGCCCAGGUGGUGGCAAGGCGGAACGCCCGCGAGAGACGCCGAGUGCAGGCGGUCAAUUGGGCGUUCGCCAGGCUCCGAAAAGUUGUUCCUCUCGAAGAAAACAAGAGUAAGAGAAUGAGCAAAGUCAAGACCUUACAAAUGGCCAUCGAAUACAUUAAUCAACUGCAAGGUGUCCUGUCUUUGCAGAGCCCUGUACUGCAGCAACAACAGCAACAGCAGCAGCACAAUAUCCACCCCGAACCGGAACAACAUCAUCAAUUGCUGACGACGGCCGACAUAAAUUUGUUCUCCGACAUUCAGUACAAGCUCGAACCCGGCGAGCUCCAAUUCCGCAUGCCUCCCAAUUUCUACACCCAACUAUUGACUGACAAUCAAAAUUGACAUCGAAAAUCUUCGUAUGAAAUAUGUUCAUUCAUCGUGUAUUAUUAUUAUUAUAAUUAUUAUAGUUAAAAACAAUAAUUGUCUACGGGCUUAAAUCAAUUGAGAGCCCGUUUGUUUCUUUUAUUAUUAUAUCAUUAUUAUUAUUAUUAUUAUUAUUAUUAUUAUUAUUAACAAUAUCAUUAUUAUUAUGAUUAUUAUUAUUAUUAUUAGUAGUAGUAGUAAAUGAUAUUUUGUUUUUGUCACGGUAAAUUUUCUUCUAAACAUGUUAUUGCCACUUUAAAGCAGAUUAUUAUUAUUAUUAUUAUUAUUAUUAUUAAGGUGGACAAAUACUGUAAUGAUUACGAAUUGUUUUAUUCGAAUUUCAACAUUCAUUUUUUUUUUUUUUAUAUAACUUCAUAAUAUUUAUUAUGUUUUUGUUAACUUUUGUUAUAGUGCAUUUAAAGUCUAGUCAUUACGCUAUUAAGUUGAUUACGAUUAGGUACACUUUUUUCUCUUUUUGUUUCAUCAUCAUCUCUAAGUAAUAUACAUAAUUAUAUGACGUGUAUUAUCAAAAUCGUACCGUAUGCAUAUUGCCAAAUUGUAGAGCCAUUAUUUUACUACUUUGGUAAUUUUUUUAUAUCAUUGAAAUUUUAAUUAUUUUUUGUACCCAUUAUGUUUAGCAAAUAUUUUUUUAAGGUAUUUUUAUAACGAAUUUUUUACUUUUCUAAAAUAUUGUUACCUACCUAAGUAAAUAUAUAUUAGGCUAUGACUAUCGACUUUUUGAAAUUGCUCAUUUUAAAAUCACCACGUAUACAGGGAUAAAAGUUUAAAUGUUUUUAAACGA